AAAUUUUGAUUCGUCAUUUUAGAUUGUUAGAUUAGGUUUAGUAAACUAUUUUUAGUUAAUUUCUUCAUUGUUGUUUCUUUAUCUAUCAAAAUGGAGCUGACGAGGAUUAAAAACACCUCAAAUCUUGGAUAAUUGUUGUUUGCUUUUUGGAUCUUUUUUUUUACUGUUUAGGAAUAUUCUUACAAGUCAUUUGGUUUCGUACCCAAACAUGUUUCAUUUAGCUUGUUUUUCACGUUGCCAAUUAGCCGCAUCAUUUUACAUAAUUAUUAAGUUAAUUAUUCCAUUAUUUGAUAUGGUGGCUUGGCCGGUAACACAAAUCUGACCUGUUCAAUUCAAAGGUGGGGUCCUAAAAAAAAUUAUCGUGAAAAAUGCAGGAUAUGUCGCUUGAUCAUCAUAUAAUUGCUUAAUCUUAGUACCCUUUUAAGCUUUUUAUCAUGUGGACCCUCUUUGAUCUUAUGCUUAGUUUUACUUUUUAUUUUAUUUUAUUCAUAUAGUAUUAUUUCAGAUGAUUAUUGUAUGGGUCAUUGCUUGCUGUAUCUUUGCGUUUUAUUGUUGACUUCUAAUUAUUUCGAUUGCUUCUUCCUCUUUGCCAUUUAACACGAGAUUAAUCGUGACUUUUGGUUAAGCAACCAUUGUGGAUCUUCACUUAUUUGAUACACGUGGUCCACUUUUUAAGCUCGUGACUAACUUUGUCGUGUCUUGGACAACUAAGUGUUUUUUAUGUAAUCUGUGGAUAUGAAUGCAAUUCGAAUUCUAAAUGUUUCUUUUUCUUUCUUGUGACUAAUCUUUUGGAUUCUCAAACAUGAAACAUCUUACCUCAGAACUCACUGUUCCUUUACCUUGAAACUAAUGGCCUCUUCCUUAUGGUAAUCAUGCAGGUCUUGGCUAGCAAAACGAAAAUUAAUAUGGUAAUGGAACUUGUUACCGGAGGAGAAUUGUUCGACAGAAUUGUUUCCAACGGAAAAUUAACAGAAACUGAUGGAAGAAAAAUGUUUCAGCAGCUUAUCGAUGGAAUCAGCUACUGUCAUAGCAAAGGUGUUUUCCACAGGGAUCUCAAGCUAGAGAAUGUUCUUCUUGAUGCAAAGGGACAUAUAAAGAUCACUGAUUUUGGCCUCAGUGCUCUGCCUCAGCAUUUUAGGGAUGACGGAUUGUUGCAUACAACCUGUGGAAGUCCUAAUUACGUUGCGCCUGAGGUUUUAGCUAACAGAGGCUACGAUGGUGCAGCAUCAGACAUAUGGUCCUGUGGUGUAAUCUUGUAUGUGAUUCUAACCGGAUGUCUUCCUUUCGACGACAGAAACCUUGCAGUUCUUUACCAGAAGAUAUGUAAAGGAGACCCACCAAUACCAAGAUGGUUAUCCCCGGGUGCAAGAACCAUGAUUAAGAGAAUGCUUGAUCCAAAUCCAGUCACGAGGAUCACAGUUGUGGGUAUUAAAGCCAGCGAGUGGUUCAAACUUGAGUACAUUCCUUCAAUUCCCGAUGAUGAUGACGAAGAAGAAGUUGACACAGACGAUGAUGCUUUCUCAAUCCAAGAACUCGGAUCAGAAGAAGGGAAGGGCAGUGAUUCACCGACCAUCAUCAAUGCGUUUCAGUUAAUCGGAAUGUCUUCCUUUCUUGACCUGUCCGGUUUCUUUGAACAAGAGAAUGUAUCAGAGAGGAGAAUAAGAUUCACUUCAAAUAGCUCAGCAAAAGAUUUACUGGAGAAAAUCGAAACAGCCGUUACAGAAAUGGGAUUCAGUGUACAAAAGAAACAUGCCAAGUUAAGAGUAAAACAAGAAGAAAGAAACCAGAAAGGUCAAGUUGGUUUAUCAGUAACAGCUGAGGUUUUCGAGAUAAAGCCGUCACUGAACGUGGUUGAGCUAAGAAAAUCUUAUGGCGAUUCAUGUUUAUAUAGACAGUUGUACGAGAGACUAUUAAAAGACGUGGGCACAUCCUCGCCGGAGCAAGAGAUAGUAACUUAGGUGUUGGUGUUUUCGGCUGAAGAGAUAUACAUAGCUCUAAUAAUUUAUCAUAUGGAACACACCAUCCAUGUUCAUAUAAUUUAUUAUCUUAAGUAUAUAUAAAAGGAGCUCGAUUUAUAUGAUUAGUGCAAAUAGUAAUUGCAUUUAAGUAUAAACCGUGGCGUAGAUCUUUCCUCAAGAAUUAGAGAUUUUAUUCACUACCUUUGUAUUUGUUUUUAUUAUUAUUUGGUGUGGCAAAUCUGCCUACUAGCAAAAAAGAUCCCAUAAAAAAUCUCUUCAUUAUUUUUGUAAAUAAUAUACAUGUGUUUAGUUUGUAUC
This is a messenger RNA of Arabidopsis thaliana (thale cress), 2276 nucleotides long. RefSeq names its product CBL-interacting protein kinase 1 (gene CIPK1). The record is from RefSeq and is marked reviewed. Gene Ontology annotation, biological process: signal transduction. The transcript is spliced from 10 exons. NCBI's taxonomy places the organism in Eukaryota, Viridiplantae, Streptophyta, Magnoliopsida, Brassicales, Brassicaceae. The coding region runs from base 864 to 1958 and encodes 364 amino acids. Gene Ontology annotation, molecular function: protein serine/threonine kinase activity; protein kinase activity; protein serine kinase activity.